Molecule: messenger RNA, 351 nt
Organism: Lathyrus sativus (Indian pea)
Lineage: Eukaryota; Viridiplantae; Streptophyta; Magnoliopsida; Fabales; Fabaceae
Source: the annotation of a GenBank genome assembly
AUGGCUAGUCUUGCAAGAUCUCAUGUAUCAUUCAGAAGAUCAGGUUCAUCUGGUCUUGUUUGGGAUGAUAGAUUCUUAUCCGGAGAAUUAAACAAACUCAAUCAAGAACAACAACAAUGCAAGAGUACUUCUACCGAAGAAUAUAAUAAUAAUAAUAAUAUCAAAGAGCUUCACGACGGAACCACCAUACGUAGAAGCCGCUCUACCGGCGCUGCCCGAGGAUACCGUGCCGGAAAAGUCUCUCCGCCGGCGAUCGAUCCACCAUCUCCAAAACUCUCCGUGUGUGGCUUCUGUAGCCUUUUCGCAGAAAAUAGUCUCCGAUCAAAGUCUAGAAAACGUCGAUCGAGGUAG